AUGACAGCCAACCCGAAACCGGAACACCCAACACUCACAGCUUCGAGGAAACCAGAGUCUCCAAUGCCGCGUCUCCAGCUGCCGCCCAACCUCAAGUUCGGCCCCUUCCCCGUCUCCCAGCAAGUGUUUCAUCUCUCGCGCUCCCGCCUAUCUUUUGGCCUGGUGAAUCUCAAACCCCUGCUGCCCGGACACGUGCUGAUCUGCCCGGUGCGAUGUGUGCCUCGUCUUGCGCAACUCAGCCCUGCCGAGACGGCCGAUCUCUUCAAGACGGCCCAACGCGUCUCGCGGACCCUAGAGCGCCUGUACUCAGCCAGCGCCUUUAACAUCGCCGUCCAGGAUGGCGUGGACGCCGGCCAGUCUGUGCCCCAUGUCCAUGUGCAUGUCAUUCCGAGGCGGAGAGGAGACUACGACCACAAAGGCGGCGGAGAUCAGCUUUACAACGCAAUGGACGGCGAGGACGGAGACGUUGGAAAGGCUUUUCUCGAUAUGCAGCGUCAACGCGGCGAGCUGGCUCGCCAGAGGAAAGAUUUCGCCAACGGUCCUGACGGCGACAGCGACAGGAAGCCCCGAAAUCAGGAGGAGAUGGCCAAGGAGGCAGUUUGGCUGAGGGAGGAAAUGGAAACAGACCGUGUGCGCGGCGAAGAAAAAGAACAAGACAACUGA
This is a messenger RNA of Capronia epimyces CBS 606.96, 663 nucleotides long. RefSeq lists its product as uncharacterized. Gene Ontology annotation, molecular function: catalytic activity. The coding region runs from base 1 to 663 and encodes 220 amino acids. The transcript has a single exon. The record is from RefSeq and is a predicted model, not a curated record. NCBI's taxonomy places the organism in Eukaryota, Fungi, Ascomycota, Eurotiomycetes, Chaetothyriales, Herpotrichiellaceae.